Molecule: messenger RNA, 2307 nt
Organism: Sordaria macrospora k-hell
Lineage: Eukaryota; Fungi; Ascomycota; Sordariomycetes; Sordariales; Sordariaceae
Source: RefSeq, a predicted model, not a curated record
AUGACCGACCACGACCACGACCUCGAUGAUCUAAGCAUCCCUAUAGCGCUGAGACGGACGCGCCGAACUGGAACUGGAACUGGAACUGUGCGCCGAAUCUCGGGCGUGGGAAGUGCUGCGAUCAAGAAUUUAGGGGCAGUCACAUACACACGAGAGAGAGAGACAUCACCACCUACGCCCCCGACGACACCACGGACAUCACGCCGGACCUGGAAGCACAAGAUAACAAAUAGCACCGUCACCGUCCGGAGGGGCAACAAAACACACUUACACCUUUCUUCGGGUCUCGCUGUUAAUAGCCUGCAACUGGUGGAGGCGGACGAACUCUCACUAUCAACUGGCCUUACACCCAUGGUCCGGCGCAUAUCGUUACAACCCCCGUCUCCAGCACCAGCGGCGCGGGGCUCUUCGAAGUGCACAUAUAGAACUCACAGCAUAGCAGCAGUAACUCCAUCACGUCAACGGUCUGCUCCCGCUGCCACAAGCGCGAUAUUAUCGUCAUCAUCAUCCUCCUCAUCCUCAUCCUCAUCCUCACCAUCAACGACAAAACCCAGCAACACCUCCAACCCAUCCACCAUUGAGGUUAUCCAGGGGCAUCUUUCUCCCCAGGUUCUUUCACUCCGCCUCAGCCAGGUCCACGACGGCCGGAGCAAACCCAAGCGGCGCAGCAUCCAGGAGAAGAUGAACCGCGUGUACAGCGAACGGCGCAGAAGGGAGAAGGAAGCGCAAGAGGCGCAAGAGGAGAUUCAAAGGCUUAGAGCUGAGUUGAAGGAAAAGAACGAAGCGAUUGAGAGGUCUCAUCCUCAGGAUGACGAUACUGUGGAUUUGGAUUUGGAUUUGGAUUUGGAUUUGGAGUUGGAGUUGCCGGAGGUUGGCAACGGGAAGAAGGUUGAGGCUGGGAGCAGUGGGAGUAGUAAUGGGAGGGAGGUUAGGGGCCAUGUGGAGCUUAGGGAGGAGGUAACGGAGGGAAAGAGGAGGGAAGCUGAUCAUGUUGCUCGACAACAACCACAGGAUUCACCAGAAACACCCAGUAAUCCGACUUUCCACACGGCUUUGGAUCACCGGGUCCAUGACACUGGCUCUGGCUCGGGCUCGGAGACGGAAGCUCUUAGCUUGACCACAUCGCAAUUCAGCGAGGCUAUUCGCGCUCAGUUGGAUUGUAGUACGCCACCUCCUUCGGGCAGUCGAGUACAGUAUCGCCGUCCACUUCCAACAACGACGACAGCGACAGCGACAGCAAUAGCAACAGCAACAGCAGUGAAAGCAAAACCAUUUCCCAGCCCGCCAACCACCAGCCCCAUGAACAUGGGUAUGGGUAUGGGUAUGGGUAUGGCAAUGGGAAUGAUGCCCAUGACCCGCCCUGGUGCUGGAGCUGGUACGGAAUUACCCAUAACACCCUGCUCUAAUUCGCGACAUGGAGGGUCAGCCUCAGCCAUGUUGAGUUCGAGGCGGACGUCAAAUGCCACCACCAUUCAAAUUCACAACCUCAAUAAUAACGAAGAACAGCUAGAGGUCAUGCCAACCCGAUCCCGCACCUCCUAUCCUCCUUGCGGUUCCGCCUCUGGUCCCGCCCCAGCGUCCACAACUACCUCCGCCUCCGCACGCCACCACAACCCCAACCCAAACCAACAACCCCACACCCUCCACCACCAAGAACAACUCACAACUCUCACAACCCUCGCCACCCAAAACCAAACCCUCCAAACCACCCUCCUUCGCACCCAACGUUCCCUGCGCGUAGCUCUAGAAACCAUCAAGAACUUCCAGAUGGAAAGCGAGCAGUUGCGCGGAGAAGCCCUCUUGCUACAGCGCGAAAAAAAAGAGUUGAUGGAAGUUAUCACCGAUGUCAGCGGCCGGGUUCAGGGUGCGGUUAGGAAGGCUGUGGAAAAAAGGGAUGAGAUGUGGAAGGAUAAGAUGAGGACUCUAAAAGAGGGGAUUGUGGAGGGGGUUAGGGGGGCUUGUGAGGAGGUUAUGGAGGAAGGGUUGGAUGAGGAGAUGUCGGGGGUGGAUGAAAUGAGGGGAUAUGGAAGUUUACAGGAAGGAAGAAGGGGAUCGUCGUCGAGGAAGAGAAGGAGGGAAGAAGAGGAAGAAGAGGAAGAAGAGGACGAUAUCUGUCAGGACGAGCAGGGGCAGGAACGAGGAGACGGUGAAAGAGUUGACUUGGGAAGUGGGCACUCAGGUGAUGCUGGUGGUGGUAGCGGUAGUUACGAUGACGGGCUUGAGGAUAUGGAACGCAGGAUCAUGAGGAUGAAAGAGAGGAUGAUGAGGAAGAGGAGUUGGGAAGAGGAUACAGAUCCGGACGCUUGA